AUGACUGACUACAUGUGUGGAAGGUUUAAGCUUUUGAGAAUAUAUUUCCCCGAUGAAUUAAACAGAUCUACAAGUUAUGAUUUUCAUGGUUUAGGGAAUAUUCAGAAUUAUUGCCCUACUGUAGGUUCAGGAAACAAUAAAAAAUGCAAUACUAAUCUCGAUAAAAUUAAGGCUGGAUGUUUAUGGUUAUUUGAACAAAAUAUUAUUAAUAAUACUGAUAGUUUAAGUAAAGAACAGAUUGAAAUUAUUAUUACAUACAUUAUGACAUGGUUAAGUUAUAAACUAAAUCAAAAUUCACCUGAAAAAUUCCUCAAAUUUAAAGAUUUUUAUACUAAUCAUAUAGAAAAUAAUACGGAUUAUAAUAAUUGUAAAAAAAAAAUAAAAAAUAAUAAUUAUGAAGAUUGUAGUAAUAAAUUAAAAGAAAAAAUGGGAUAUAAGAAUUUUAAGGAGUUCAUAGAAGCAAAAAAAUGUUUGAUGGAUAUUGAUAUUAAAGAUAUGUCUAAAUUUUAUGAGGCACUUAAAUUAUUAUGUAUAAUGUAUACUGAGUAUAAUGCAGACAAGUCAAAUUGCACAAAAUGUUUGGGAGAUGCAAAUAACUUUGUUGUAAAAUAUGACCAGCUUAACAAAGAUCACAGCAUUACUAAAGAUGGUCUCUAUAAUAAACUAUUUUCUACAUUAUCAACUGAUUAUAAUAGCUUAAAAGAUAUAUGUAACGAUACUUCAACCUUUCCACCGAUAAAUACAACACAAGUUUCUGUAACAAAUUCUGUAGAUAAUACUGUACAAGGUUUUGAAGCUACAUCAUCAAAUCCGUCGAUAAUAAGCAAAUUAAUUCCAGUUUUAUCGAUAUUAGUUGCAAUAGCAAUUUUUUUAGGAAUUUCUUAUAAGUAUUCGUUAUUUGGAUUUCGGAAGCGACCUCAAAAACAAUAUUUAAGAAAAAAACUAAAAAAAUAA
Plasmodium yoelii is the source of this 954-nucleotide messenger RNA. RefSeq names its product PIR protein. The record is from RefSeq and is a predicted model, not a curated record. Bases 1 to 954 code for a protein of 317 amino acids. The transcript is spliced from 3 exons. Lineage: Eukaryota; Apicomplexa; Aconoidasida; Haemosporida; Plasmodiidae.